AGUCCUGACUGAUUUAGGGUUUAAAUUAGAGCUUGAUUAAAUCCCUAAGUGAAUCGAAGCCUUUUGCCUUUCGAUCGCAAAGUUAUCUUCCCCAUUUAAUCGUCUCGGAGGAAUGGAAAGCCAGGGCGCAGAAAAUGAAUGAGGGGAGGGCGGUGGCCUCUGCUCCAUGCGUCACUCCCGGCUGCGGGCGAUGACGCCUUUCCGGUGUGCGGUGUGGGCUUGCUGUGUCAGAGAUUCCUGCCCCCUCCCUCGCCCGGUCGCCCGUCCUCAGCUAUUCACGGUCCCUUCCUCCCCUGCUCCCUACACUUUUCCCCGCCGCGGUCUACUGCUCUGUCUCUCUAGAGUUCCAACAAAGCGGCCGUGUGGCUUGGCCGCUUAUCGGGGGUGAUCUCUGGCCGUCUUCUUUCCCGGCCGCUUUUUGGGGGAAUUUGCGGAACCAGCACUGUGUCCGUUUCCCAGGAUUUUUCCCUCUCGGGCGCACACCUUAUCCCCCUCCUUUCAUCCCCGCGCUGCCCGGCGUAUUCAGGGCCAUGGCGAGCGGCGGGGGCAGGUACCGGCUGAGUUGUUCGCUCUUGGGCCACGAGUUGGACGUGCGGGGCGUGGUAGCUGGCCUUUAUCCGCCGGGAGCCUUCGUGUCUGUGUCUCGAGAUCGCACCACCCGCUUGUGGGCCCCGAACAGUUCUAACAGGGGUUUUACUGAAAUGCACUGUAUGAGCGGCCACUCCAAUUUUGUUUCUUGUGUAUGUAUCAUACCAUCAAGUGACAUCUAUCCUCGGGGACUAAUUGCCACUGGUGGAAAUGACCACAAUAUUUGCAUAUUCACACUGGACAAUUCAGCACCACUUUAUAUACUGAAAGGUCACAAAAAUACUGUUUGUAGCCUUUCAUCUGGAAAAUUUGGAACAUUACUUAGUGGUUCGUGGGACACUACAGCCAAAGUCUGGCUCAAUGACAAAUGCAUGAUGACCUUACAGGGUCAUACAGCAGCAGUAUGGGCAGUGAAAAUAUUACCAGAACAAGGUUUAAUGUUGACUGGAUCAGCAGACAAAACUAUUAAACUUUGGAAAGCUGGAAGAUGUGAAAGAACGUUCUCUGGGCAUGAAGAUUGUGUGAGAGGUUUAGCAAUUCUAAAUGAAAUGGAAUUUCUUUCUUGUGCAAAUGAUGCCAGUAUUAGAAGAUGGCACAUCACUGGCGAGUGUCUUGAAGUAUUUUAUGGACAUACAAAUUAUAUUUAUAGUAUAUCUGUUUUUCCAAAUUGUAAAGAUUUUGUGACAACAGCAGAAGACAGAUCUCUGAGAAUCUGGAAACAAGGGGAAUGUGCCCAAACAAUCAGACUUCCAGCGCAGUCUAUUUGGUGCUGCUGUGUGCUAGAAAAUGGUGACAUUGUGGUUGGUGCGAGUGAUGGUAUUAUCAGAGUGUUUACAGAAUCAUUGGAACGAACAGCCAAUCCUGAAGAAAUUCAGGCUUUUGAGAAUGAACUUUCUCAAGCAACUAUUGAUUCAAAAACUGGUGAUUUGGGGGAUAUUGAUGCUAACCAGCUUCCUGGAAGAGAACAUCUGAACGAACCUGGUACUAGAGAAGGACAGACACGUCUGAUCAAAGAUGGGGAAAAAGUUGAAGCCUAUCAGUGGAGUGUUAGUGAUGGCAGGUGGUUGAAGAUUGGUGAUGUUGUUGGCUCAUCUGGAGCUAAUCAGCAAACAUCUGGAAGAGUUUUAUAUGAAGGAAAAGAGUUUGAUUAUGUUUUUACCAUUGAUGUCAAUGAAAGCGGGCCUUCCUAUAAGUUGCCAUAUAAUACCAGUGAUGAUCCUUGGUUGACAGCAUACAACUUUUUGCAGAAGAAUGACCUAAAUCCCAUGUUUUUGGAUCAAGUGGCCAAAUUUAUUAUUGAUAAUACAAAAGGGCAGACUUUAGGACAUGUGAACACUGACUUUUCAGAUCCAUUUACAGGUGGUGGUCGUUAUGUUCCAGGUUCUUCUUCUGGAUCAGACAUGUUAGCUGCUGCAGAUCCUUUUACAGGUUCAGGUCGUUAUCUUCCUGGUUCAACAAGCAACACUGGAGUAUCUUCAACUGGAGUUGACCGAUUUAUAGUUUUUGCUGUCCUUCCCUAUGCCCACCUUCAUGUUGGAGUCACCAGUUAUCAAGGUAGUGGUGUCUUUCAAUCAGCUCCAUUUAAAACACUAAAUAUAUAUUUUCCCAAGAAGGAAGCUGUCACAUUUGACCAAGCCAACUUAACACAAAUAUUGGGUAAAUUAAAAGAACUUAAUGGAACUGCACCUGAAGAACAGAAAUUAACUGAAGAUGACUUGAUACUUCUUGAAAAGAUACUGUCCCUAACAUGUAAUAGCUCUGCAGAAGGACCCACAACUCACCAGCUUCAGACUUUGUGGAAAGCUGUUAACUGGCCCGAAGAUAUCGUCUUUCCAGCACUUGACAUUCUUCGGUUGUCAAUUAGGCAUCCUACUGUGAAUGAGAAUUUCUGCAAUGAAAAGGAAGGUGCUCAGUUCAGCAGUCACCUCCUCAAACUUCUGAAUCCUAAAGGAAAACCAGCAAACCAAUUGCUUACACUAAGGACUCUUUGCAAUUGUUUUAUCGGCCAGGCAGGACAGAGGCUCAUGAUGUCACAGAGGGAAUCAUUACUGUCACAAGCAAUAGAACUGAAAUCAGGCAGCAAUAAGAACAUUCAUAUUGCACUGGCUACGCUGACCCUCAACUACUCUGUUUGUUUACAUAAAAACCAUAAUAUUGAAGGUAAAGCUCAAUGCCUAUCAGUUAUCAGCACAGUCUUGGAAGUUGUGCAAGACCUUGAAGCCACAUUUAGACUUCUUGUGGCUCUUGGGACACUAAUCAGUGAUGAUUCAAAUGCUGUGCAAUUAGCCAAGUCUUUAGGAGUUGACUCUCAAAUAAAAAAAUAUGGUUCAGUAUCAGAACCAGCUAAAGUAAGUGAAUGCUGUAGGUUUGUCCUUAAUUUGCUGUAAUUGUUUUUACUAUAUGGGGACCUAAAGUCAUGCCUUGAUUAGUGGGUUUUUUUUUUUCCUUUCUUAUUUUACAUGACUGAAUAUAAUUGAAAAAUACUGUGGAUGAAGUAAAACUUAAUUAAGUUUUGUUGAGUGGGAGGGAAAACAAAUAAACAAUUUUUGCACUAAUUGUAAACUGCGAUACUUUCCUAUAUGGUGAUGGGUAGGUUUUAGAGUGUAUAAAACAAAUAAAUUUAAGGAAGUUUGGUGAAACAGUCAUUGGUAAAACAAAUAUAGUGGGCGUUUUUUUUUUAUCACUAUCCAGACAGAAGAAUGAAAGAAUUGAUUUGGGAAGGUGUCACUUGAGUCUUUUUCCUUUAUUAUACAACACAGAAUUAUUGGCUUAUUAUUCUGGUUCACCUGUUUUCAUUAAUAGUUAUCAACAAUAUUGAUUUAUUUCAGGGCUUGAGAAUACACAUUUAAACAUUUUAAUUAAGUGCAUCUUAAAAGACAUCUUCUAAGUAUUGGACAAGGUAGCAUAGUAUAGUAGAGAUAAUACAGGCCUGGGAAUCGGGAGUCUUGGAUUUACAUUCUUCCUUGGAGACUUAUAGCUGAGUGACCUGGGCAAGUCUCUUAAUGACCCUGAAUUUUAAUUUUCUCAUCUGCAACAUGGGUAUGAUAUUAUUUGUAUACUGCCAGUAUGAAAGGAUUGUUGUGAAGAAAACACUCUGUAAACCUUAAAUCACUUUAGAAAUGAGUUAUUGGUAGAGAUGUUUGUUGUCCAUGCAAAAAAUAUGGAACAACAAAUCACUUAAAUCUCAUUAUGUGUGCAGUAUAAAUUCAGACAAACUUGGUACCUGAAAUUAUUGGGUCUUGUGUUCUGGUCUUGUGUUCUCUCCAGCCCUGUUUACCCUGUCAAUUUUCAGAGUAUUUGAUUUUUCUCUCUAAUUUUGACACCUACUAGUUUGUCAGGUCAUUUUCAAAUAUAAAUUGGAUUUUAGAUGGCCAUUGCUAAAGUUAAUGCAAUAACUGUGGUUUGAUGGUGAAGUCUCAAAAAAAGGUUAAAUUUCUCCAAGCCUAUUCACAUACAGCAGAGAAGCCUAUGUUUGUAUUUUAGUGGAGAAAAGCAUUUUUCUUGAUAUGUUGACACUUUUUGUUUUAAUUACAACUUGCAUGCAUUCAUUUGCACACAUUUUUAGUGUUGUAGAAUUAUGUCUUUGAAUGAUUUGUCCUUGCUGUCAUAGAUUUUUAAAAUUGUUUUUUAAACUUCAUGAGGCUAUUUUUUUUCAUUUAAAGAAAUCACUGAUGCUGUUUUUGCACCAUACUAAUUUCUGAGUGUCAUACAGUUGAAUGUGUUCUAAUGUUGAAAAAUUGCUAAGUAAAAAUGAUUAGCUUGUCCAUAGUUUUAUUUUAUCUUAUUCUCUGGGGACUGAGGUUAACUAGUGACCAGUUAAUUGUUUUAGUAUUUUCAACAAUCUCUAGUAACUGGAUGUGUUUAUAUCAUAUUUGUCUUUAUAAAGUUCUUUAUAGUUAUAAAGCA
Molecule: messenger RNA, 4494 nt
Organism: Sarcophilus harrisii (Tasmanian devil)
Lineage: Eukaryota; Metazoa; Chordata; Mammalia; Dasyuromorphia; Dasyuridae
Gene: PLAA
Product: phospholipase A2 activating protein
Exons: 15
Coding region: 531-2975 (814 amino acids)
Biological process (GO): proteasome-mediated ubiquitin-dependent protein catabolic process; ubiquitin recycling
Cellular component (GO): cytoplasm; nucleus
Molecular function (GO): ubiquitin binding
Source: RefSeq, a predicted model, not a curated record